Messenger RNA from Cylindrotheca closterium, 2142 nucleotides. The record is from the annotation of a GenBank genome assembly. Lineage: Eukaryota; Bacillariophyta; Bacillariophyceae; Bacillariales; Bacillariaceae.
AUGCAUAUUACCAGUAUUCAUCAUGCCUGUUGCGUAUUAUUCCAUAUUGUAGCAGUCACUCUGUGUUUUGUUGGAAGCGCUAGCAAUGCCCUUUCUACAUUAGACAACAAAAACAACCAAAAAAAGGCAACCAAUGAGCAUCCAGAAUGUUUGGAAUAUUAUGAUUUGAUUGUUUGUGGUGCCGGGGCUUCUGGAAUGUUUGCAGCUGGUACGGCUGCGGCUACUUUUGGAACCAAGACUCUUUUGAUAGACAAGUAUGAUAUUGAAGAAGGCAAUACUAGUAGUGCACUAAAGCAGCAGCAGCAGCAGCAUGUGGGAGGGGAUUGCACCAAUGCAGCUUGUGUUCCAUCCAAGGCAAUUCGAUCGGCAGCUCAAGUCUUGUCAACAUCAGGUGAGAACGACAACAGCAAUUCCAUUGCCCAACUUGCUCGACAGCAUGCUAUUGAAACCGUAUCCAAGGUUCGACAACGAGAAUCGCCAGAUCGAUUGGCCCAAACUCCCAAUUUGGAUCUCAUUUUUACCACGAAAGCAUCCUUUAUCCAAGAUGAUGAUAAUGAUGGUUGUUCCAAAACGAUGCAACUUGAUACCCCAUUUCGACUAUCGGACAAUGCAACUGACUGGGAAGUAUGUGACAACUCGGACAGUCUACGAGUCAAAGGAAAGAAAUUCAUAAUAUGUACAGGAGCUAGUCCGACCAUCCCCAAAGCCAUUGAAGACUCUGCCAAACAAUUAAAUGUUCCCAUUUUGACGUAUCGAUCCUUCUUUCGCCCGGAUGGCAAGGAGGGUUUGCUCUCCGAUCAAGUCUUGUGGAACACUACUAUUCACACUAGGAGGAAACAACAGGUGGUCAUUCUUGGUGGUGGCCCAAGUGCUUGUGAAAUGGCGCACACCCUCGGCACACUGAACCAAAACAAAGGCACGCAACUCGAAAUCACAAUGAUUGCUGCAACGAUUCUGCCCCAAGAAGAUGUGGCCGCUAGAUCCUUUUGCCGUACCUUGUUGAAAAAUUUGGACAUUCGGUUAGUCCUUGGCCAAAAGGCUACUCGCUUGACUGCCACUGCGACUGCUGAUGCUGCGUCUGAUGAGAUGCCCAAAGCUGUGGUACUGUUGGAGGAUGAGUCGCAAGUUCCCGUGGAUCUAAUCAUUUGCGCUACAGGCCGUGCACCAGGAGCCAAUUUGGAGGAAUUGCAAUUGGAGCGAGCGGGUGUCAAGUGGAAGUAUCAAAAUGGAAUCCUAGUCAACUCCCGAUUGCAAUCCAUCUCGGCCAAACAUGUCUUUGCCGCCGGAGAUUGUGCCAGUGCGGUACCCAAAAAGGAUCGACGGGCUGCCCAUGCUGGAUGGACUGGAUACCAUAGUGUCCAAAGUGCACUCUUUCCUCGAAUUUUCACGCCAAGAGAUUGCAUUCAUCCCGUGGUGCCCCGAGUUGUUGCGUUGGAUCCUGAAAUUGCCUCGGUUGGUUUGACGCACGCCGAGUGUGUGGCCCAAUAUGGCGCCCAUGGAUUUUUGCAUCUAAAAGCAAUGGAAGAAGGGACCGAUCGAGCCGACAUGGAUUCCAUUGGGCGUCCCACCAUUGGAUUUGUCGAGUUGCGAGCCUCCAAAGCUACUGGAAGGAUCUUGGGCGCCACCAUUUGUCUGCCCAGUGCACCCGAAAUUGCCAAUGAAUUGGGAUUGGCCAUUCGACACAAAAUGACCUGCCGGGAUAUGGCCAAAUCAAUACAUUACUAUCCGUCGUAUGGUUACUUGAUGCAUCGAGUGGCGCUGGCGUUGGCGUUCAGUAAUGUUUGGGGUAUGCUGGCUGCUUUUGGACCAUUGGGCCGAGUGACGGGAGGAAUUGGACGGAUCAUCCAAGCGAGUAUUGACAAGGUUGACUUUCGCAAGCGUACCAAGAAAGCAAUACGAGAUUGGCAAGCGAAAGGAGCGAGUCAAGAGUUCUACUUUCCUGAGGAGGACAAAGACGCUAGCAAUGCUUCUAUUUUGUCGACCAUCAAUGGCAUUUCCUUUCUUGAAGUGGCAGAGAAGGACGACUUAUGUCAAGCAGCAAGAGAGUUAGUGAAAGAACAAGCCCUAACCUUAGAUGUUUCUAAUUCCACGACAUCCAUGGCAGCUUCUUUUGUCGAAUGGAUGAAUUCUAAACCCAAUUGA